CACUGUAGUGCUUUCCCCUCCAAACGCUCCAAUAAAACAAAACUUUAAUGUUUCACGAACCCUCCGUAAGAAUUUCCGCCAGGAGCUCCUCGCUCUAUCCAAUGGCUUUCUCUGCGAAAUUUCACAUUCACUACCCCUCGCUUUGUCGUCUGCCCACAAAUUCUUCUUCUGCUUUCCCUGGAUCCUCGAAUUCAAUUUCGUUUCGAUCUUCACCUGUACAUCUCAAUCGUAGGAAACCCAUCUCGAUUCGAUCAAGUUCAGUCACAGCUCCAUCAACCGCUGGGGGGCUAGCACCUGCAAUUUCCCUGACGGACAAUGCGCUGAAGCAUUUGAAUAAUAUGAGGUCUGAGCGGAAUGAAGAUUUAUGCUUAAGAAUUGGAGUCAAACAGGGUGGAUGUUCUGGCAUGUCUUACACAAUGGAGUUUGAGAAGAGAGAAAACACAAGACCAGAUGACUCGGUCAUUGAAUACAAUGGUUUCGUUAUUGUUUGUGAUCCCAAGAGCCUCCUUUUCAUGUAUGGGAUGCAGCUGGACUUCAGUGAUGCACUUAUUGGUGGAGGAUUCUCAUUUAAGAACCCCAAUGCCACACAAACUUGUGGUUGUGGUAAAUCGUUCGCUGCAGAGAUGUAAAAUCAUAUACACAGAACCAAAUUAUCAUAUAAUGGUUAUGAUUCUGUAAAUUAGAUUUCAAUGAUAUACCCUUGCUUCUUAUGUUAAAUUAAGAAUCAAGAUAUGGAAUGAUAUCUGUGAGACAAAUUUCACAAGCCCACUGAUGAAGCAAAAUGUAUGGUUUACCUUUGGUGA
Macadamia integrifolia is the source of this 803-nucleotide messenger RNA. Its product is annotated as iron-sulfur assembly protein IscA, chloroplastic. NCBI's taxonomy places the organism in Eukaryota, Viridiplantae, Streptophyta, Magnoliopsida, Proteales, Proteaceae. The record is from RefSeq and is a predicted model, not a curated record. Gene Ontology annotation, cellular component: chloroplast stroma. The transcript has 3 exons. Gene Ontology annotation, biological process: iron-sulfur cluster assembly. Gene Ontology annotation, molecular function: protein-macromolecule adaptor activity; iron-sulfur cluster binding. Bases 48 to 629 code for a protein of 193 amino acids.